CCCCACCCUACUCUCUGCAUCCGAAUGGACUGUGUCCUGGCUGAAUAACCAUGCCAUCUCCUGCCCAGUCCUUCCUCUCCCUCACCUUGCAACUUAAACAUUGGAAGAUGGCCCCAAGCCUGACUUACAAGCAAGCAACAGACAAGCAAUCUCACCCCAAAUGGACUGUUACUUUGAAGGAUAUACCGAGCUGGCACUGUGACAAUGUGUAUAUUCUUACUGGAUACCGAAGGCCACAAGACUGGAGAGGUUGUGUUCAUUCCAUCUAUGCUUGUGCGUACUCCUAGAAAUCUCCAGUGAUCUUCAUUGUCUUGGAUUAUAACUCUAUUACAGAUCUGCAUAACGAAACCGGUGAGAGGAACUGAAUCAAACGGGAGAUUCUACUAUUCUGGGUAGGGAUAUGCAACACGUCUGAGAUCCAUUUACACACACCACAUACCGUCUUAAAAAUUUGACCAGAACAGUUUAUUAGUGCUCAAAUUGUUAACCUGAAUUUAGCUGAAUUUUAGGAGACUUGUACGAAGUCUCGGAGAGUGUCCGAGGGUGGAACGAGAAGUGCAAAACUUUUUGUCACGUAUCGUCACGUCCGGCAAGACAUCGGCAAGACAUUCUGCACAGCCAAGCCUCGCCGUCGCCUACCGGUCGUUUGGGGACUUUUGGGACUCGUUUUGCUUAUUUUACACUACCUUUCACUCCCCCGUCUCUACAAACUUGUAUUUAGCCUUAUCAGUGUUGUUUACAUCUUGCUAUGUCUUAAUAUUUCUACUCUACAACGAGAAUUACACUGUUCCUGGCUUGUCACGC
Marasmius oreades (fairy-ring Marasmius) is the source of this 804-nucleotide messenger RNA. RefSeq lists its product as uncharacterized. Bases 51 to 287 code for a protein of 78 amino acids. The record is from RefSeq and is a predicted model, not a curated record. The transcript has 2 exons. Lineage: Eukaryota; Fungi; Basidiomycota; Agaricomycetes; Agaricales; Marasmiaceae.